AUGGAACAACAACAAUUGUUUUAUAGUAUAUUAUCACUUUUGGUUUCAGUUUUGAUAAGUUCAUUCACAGUCUAUCCUAUAGAGUUAUGGCGACUACGUAGACAGAUCUACCCGAUACUUAAACGAUAUCAUUCGUACCUGUGGAGAUUACAGUCGGCGACGGUCGUAGACAAACGUCGGCGUGUCGUAGAGGAAUGCUUUAUCGAUGAGUUUGGUUGGUCGAUAUUCGCUCGGGGUUUCCUAGUGGAGCUGCUCUCUAAUGUUGCAUUGGUAUCGGUGGUCUACAUACUGCUCGGCACCGACUUUAUCUUUAGUUCGAUCGAGAGUCGCCAACGUUACGAAUACAACGUUCAACUAUCGCUAUUCAACAUCAAGCUCCUACUUGCCAUAGUAAUCAUCGCCAUCUCAUCUACCUACAUAGAUUUUCAUUCACAACAACUAAAGAUUGUAUAUCAAUUAAAUGAACAACAACAAUAUAAUAAUAAGAAUUAUUAUCAUCAUAACAACGACAACAACAACAAUACUAGUAAUAUUAUUAACAAGAAAGGUAAUGAUCAUCUUAAACAAUCGAAUAUAAUAUAUCGUGUCAAUCUCUAUGAAAAAUCAAUUGAAGAGGUAUAUGGAACAGUGAUACCGCCAUCGUUGUAUAGAAGCUAUCCAGCACUUACGACACCGGUGUUGCAAAAGUAUCUGCUGCAAGCACUGAGCAAUGUUUGUUUCUACUUGUUGUAUGCCAGUGUCUAUUGUCUGUUGUUUAACUAUCAGCAGCGCCAGUAUACCAAUCAUGCGAUGAUCUACAGCAGCGGUAGUGUUUCCGAUCGUAAGCAAUUCCUAGUUUUAUCGAUCACCUCUGCUACCCGUUACACUGGCAUCUACGGUAGCAGUGCUAUUCACACAACGAUUGGUUCUCCUACAGACACAGAUACAAGCAUUCACAUUUGCAUUCAAUCAACUACAGCUAACAAUCAUCGACAGAGUAUCGAGUUUCGACGAGAACACACUCCUCUCAUUCCCCAACAAACUGAUCAAACUCUACCGAAAGAGUACCUACGAAGAUAUUUAUAA
This is a messenger RNA of Heterostelium album PN500, 1065 nucleotides long. RefSeq lists its product as uncharacterized. The coding region runs from base 1 to 1065 and encodes 354 amino acids. NCBI's taxonomy places the organism in Eukaryota, Evosea, Eumycetozoa, Acytosteliales, Acytosteliaceae. The transcript is spliced from 3 exons. The record is from RefSeq and is a predicted model, not a curated record.